GCUGGUCACCAGCAAGAGUGGAAUGUGCUACGUCUAUGUCAUUGUGGAUAGGUUUAGUAAGUACGCUAGGUAGCCGCAAUGCCUGCAACAACUAAAAUUGAGUAUGUGAUCAAGCUGUUCAAGGAAAACUGGGUCAGAGAUUUUGGACUUCCUAAGUCUAUAGUUAGUGACCGAGAUGUGCGAUUCAACAGUGAAUUGUGGAAAACUGCAGCUGCAGCUGCAGAACAGGGCACGCAGUUGCAAAUUACAUCAGGCAAUCACCCAGAGGCGAAUGGUCGGGCAGAGCAGUUGAACCGCGCUGUACAAGACCUGCUGAGACAUUACAUCAAGCCAAAUCAGGUAGACUGGGAUGGGAAACUUGCUCUCAUCGCCAGCUUGUACCACAACGUUGUGCACAGCGCUACGGGAGUGAGCCCGAACAGCUUGCUACUGACUUUCAAGCCUAGACUGCCUUUGAACUUCCUCCUACCCGAGAAUCGGCCAUCUGCUGCACCAAGGACCUUAGAGUUUGCUUAUCGUUAUGAGCGCCUGAUGCAGCAGGCUGUUGAGCAGAUGCAUAAAGCACAGGCGGCGAUGAUAGAGUCAGAGAACAAACACCGCCGUCCAUCUACAUUCCAGGUAGGAGAAAGAGUCUGGGUUAAGUCCUCAGAACUGGGACAGGAGCACGGGAUCUCCCUCAAGCUCAUGCCACAAUACUUUGGACCAUGCAAAAUGGCGGACUCAGGGAAGGCAGUGGUGCCUGAGGGAGUUGAAAGUUCUGGGGAGACACCCCAGGUAAAGCUUGAAAUGAAAGUGCAGUCUGCACCACCUGUGCCGCCUGACCCUUUAGAGGCUGAACUGCGGGCCCAAGAGGAGAAACUCCGCUUGCAGGCCCAGGCAGUUGAGAAUCUAAAGGCAGAGCUCAAGAAGAAAGAAGAGGCUGCUCAGAAAGAGGCCAGGAGAAAGAUCUUGAUUGCAGACAUGCAAAAGAUCAUGGGCAGUGGUUCUACCAGUCAGGGCUGUACCAUUUUCAGCAAGAUCGAGCUCAAAUCUGGCUACCACCAGACAAGACAGCCUUCAAAACCAGUUCAGGACUGGCCGCGACCUGCUAACAUUCGUGAUGUCCGGUCAUUCUUGGGGCUUGCAUCCUACUACAGGAAGUUUAUCAAGAACUUCUCUGCGAUUGCGGCGCCAUUGACUGAUCUCACAAAGAAAGACACUUCCUUUCUUUGGACCUCAGAAUGCCAGGAGGCCUUUACACGUCUCAAGGAGGCCUUGAUUCGUGCCCCUCUUCUGAAGUUACCUGACCCUACCCUGCCUUUUGUACUUACUACUGAUGCUAGUCAGUAUGGGGUAGGAGCGGUACUUCAGCAGGAUGAUGGGAAUGGUCUGCAGCCCAUUGAGUACAUGAGCAAGAAGAUCAAGACCAAGAAGCUGCAGGACUCUACCUAUGAGAAAGAGUUGUACGCUCUUGUGUCAGCGCUCAAGCAUUGGACACUCUUUCUCCUGGGCAGGCACUUCAAGAUCUUUUCAUAUCAUUCCACCCUUCAGUGGAUGAAGUCCCAGGGAGAGCUGAAUGACAAGCUUGCUUGCUACAUCCAGUUCAUAGACAUGUUUGACUUUGAACUGAGACACAAGAAGGGCUGCUACAAUAGAGUAGCAGAUGCCCUUUCUCGUAGGCCUGACGCUCUGUUCCUGAUCUCCUUUACCCACUCAUUUGGAGAGAGGACACGUCAGACCAUUGCCCAGCUGCUGCCCCAGGAUGAGAUCUUUGGGCCUAUUGUGAGGAAUCUCCAGGACAAUCCUGCCUCUGAACCAGGAUAUACUCUGGUCUCAGGACUGCUGUCCACAUGCAGCAGAGGGGAGGAGCGCCUGUGCAUUCCCCAGGAUCGCAAGCUGAGGACACUUCUGAUGUCAGAGUGUCAUGAUGCUCGUGGUCACUUUGGUGCCCUCAAAUCUUAUGCAGCCCUGUCGCAGCGCUUCUUCUAGAAGGAGAUGAGGAGUGACAUGCUGCACUAUGUGGAAACCUGUGAGUUAUGCCAAGGGAAC
Chara braunii is the source of this 2028-nucleotide messenger RNA. The record is from the annotation of a GenBank genome assembly. NCBI's taxonomy places the organism in Eukaryota, Viridiplantae, Streptophyta, Charophyceae, Charales, Characeae.